AUGAUGGGGACCGGAGGGAGCCUCGGGGCCUGGGGGAGCCUGGUGCUGCUGGGCCUGUGCAGCUGGACAGGGGCCAGGGCGGCUGCCCCCAGCCCCGGCAGGAACCUGACUGCGGAGGACCGGACCCCCAGCUCCAUCACCCUGCAGUGGCAGACGCCCCAUGGCCUGGACCGGAGGCACCACACCCCCUGGGGCCUGUGGAGCGGACGGGAUGGCGGAACUGAGGCCCCACGCACGACCGACACCAGUUUCACGGUGGACGGACUUGGGCCCAGGUCUCCGCAUGAGUCUUCCGUGUGGGUGCAGCAGGAUGAGACCAACAGCUCCAAGCAGACUCUGCAAAACAGCACAGUGCCGGCGUGUGCCGAGAACCGGCUGGAGAUGCAGAGUCUGGGUCUCAUCUCAGACCCACCGAACGAGAACCCGAAUCUUAAUGAGAUCCCCAGUGUUAUGAACUUGAAGGUAGAGGCUCAGACCACCAGCUCCGUCACCCUGAUCUGGGAGGAGCCAGGUGACCCUGACUUUCAGAACUACGUCUACCGGAUCCAGUGGACUGAGAGUGAGACGAAGAACACAACCAACACCAGCUUCGUGGUGGACGGACUGCAACCCGGGUCCUUGUAUGAAUUUGCCGUGUGGGCAGAGAAAAAUGGAGUCGCCAGCAACGCCACAAUUUGCAACGCCACCACAGUCCCCAACGCAGUGACGAGCCUCAGUGUGCAGAAGCAGACCAACAGCUCCAUCACCUUGAGCUGGACAGCUCCCUCGGACCCAGAUCAUCCUCUCUACACCUACGGGGUCUCAUGGGUCAAGGAGAGCACCAGCGCCAUUAGCAUCCGGAACACCACAGAUACCGGGAUCAUACUAACAGAACUGGAAGCUGGGAGCUUGUACAUCAUCACCGUCUGGGCAGAGAGGAAUGAGGUCAGCAGUGACAACCGGACACUCACUGGAGCCACUGCUCCCAACACAGUCAUGGAUCUACACAAGGAAAACCAGACGAGCAACUCAAUCAUCCUACGGUGGAAGGUCCCCACAGACCCUCACUCUCAGCUCUACACGUACUGGGUCCAGUGGACCCCUGGGGGACAUCCCCAGGGACAGCAAGACCCCCAGGGACAUCAGACCAACCACACAGGCAGGACCAAUGACAGCUGGUAUGAGGUGCAGACCCUGGAACCCGGGACUCUGUACACCUUCAGCGUGUGGGCAGACAGGAACAACGUGACCAGUUAUGCGCAGAGCCUCCUUGCAUCCACAGCCCCGAGCCCAGUCACCAUCACCUCCUGCAUCAGCACCUCUGGGGGCCACGGGGUCAUCUUGACCUGGUCCUGCCCCAUGGGAGGCUACGAGGCCUUUGAGUUGCAGGUGGGUGGACAGCGGGACUGCCAAAAUGGAUCGUCCUGUGGGAGGGGCGUGUCUGUGUGGGAUCUCCAGCCAGCUCAGUCUUACCCAGCCACCGUCACCACCAUCUGGGAUGGAAUGAGGGCCCCGUCUGCCCCUGUGACCUGCCACACGGAGAAUGCAGGGGUCAUCGCCGGAGCCAUCGUCGGCGUGGUCCUGUUUCUCAUCCUGGUGGGCCUGCUGAUUUUCUUCCUGAAGAAGAGGCACAAGAAGAGCCAGAGGAAACCGGCACCCAAGGUUCUGGGCUCCAGCCUCCUGGAGAACAUCCCGGCACAAGACUUUGCUGCCCACGUGAGGAAGAACGAGAAGGAUGCCAACAGUGGCUUUGCGGUGGAGUACCAGCGAUUGGCUCUGGAGGGCACCAAGCAGUCUCAAAUGGUGGCCUCAGCCCUCGAAAACAGUGCCAAGAACCGUUACCGAAAUGUGCUGCCCUACGACUGGUCCCGGGUGUCCCUGAAGCCCCACCAGGAGGAACCAGGCUCCGACUACAUCAACGCCAGCUUCAUACCUGGUCUCUGGGGCCCCCGCGAGUUCAUUGCAGCCCAGGGCCCCCUGCCCCAGACGGUGGCUGACUUCUGGCGCCUGGUGUGGGAGCAGCAGAGCCGCACCUUGGUCAUGCUGACCAACUGUGUGGAGUCCGGCCGGGUGAAGUGUGAGUACUACUGGCCUCUAGACGCCCAGCCAUGCACAUAUGGGCACCUACAAGUGGCCCUGGAGGGUGAGAAGGUGCUGGAGAACUGGACAGUACGAGACCUGAGGGUCCGGCACAUCCAAGAGCAGAAGACACUACGUGUACGUCAGUUCCACUACAUGACCUGGCCAGACCACGGCGUCCCCCACUCCCCAGACCCCUUGCUGGCCUUCUGGAAGAUGGUCCGGCAGUGGCUGGACCAGACUGUGGAGGGAGGCCCCCCCAUUGUGCACUGCAGUGCUGGCGUGGGCCGCACAGGCACCUUCAUUGCCCUGGACGUCCUGCUGCGGCAGCUGGAGCGUGAGCGUUUUGUGGGAGCCUUCAGCUACGUGCGGAAGAUGAGGGAGAGCAGGCCUCUCAUGCUACAGACUGAGGCCCAGUACGUGUUCCUGCACCAGUGCAUCCUGCAGGGUCUCCAGCAGUCACCCCUAGCCCCAGCAGAGAAAGGGGCUUCGUACGUGAACCCGCUGUAUGAGAAUGUCUAAGCCACAAGAGAGUUGAGACCCCAGUGGAGACUCAGACUCUGGAUCUCCACUUGAGCCCAGAUUCCUGGAGCCCUGGGAGAGCAGAGGGCUGGGGUCCCAGACACCUGAGUCUUGCAGGAGGAGGGGAGGCCUUGGUGUCUAAACUGUUUCCCUGGAGGACAGAGCGCAGGUGGGAGCGGGUAUCCUGGAUUCCUGGUCCCUUGGAGGAGGAGGGAUGGGAGCUAGGCUUUCCUAGUUCUUCGAG
Messenger RNA from Prionailurus viverrinus (fishing cat), 2824 nucleotides. RefSeq names its product protein tyrosine phosphatase receptor type H (gene PTPRH). The record is from RefSeq and is a predicted model, not a curated record. Gene Ontology annotation, molecular function: protein tyrosine phosphatase activity; protein binding. The transcript has 18 exons. Bases 1 to 2580 code for a protein of 859 amino acids. Gene Ontology annotation, biological process: protein dephosphorylation. NCBI's taxonomy places the organism in Eukaryota, Metazoa, Chordata, Mammalia, Carnivora, Felidae.